Macrosiphum euphorbiae (potato aphid) is the source of this 210-nucleotide messenger RNA. The record is from the annotation of a GenBank genome assembly. NCBI's taxonomy places the organism in Eukaryota, Metazoa, Arthropoda, Insecta, Hemiptera, Aphididae.
AUGCUGUUGUUAAGGCAGGCAGCAUUACCACAAAAAUCCAUGGUAGUAUUUAAUAGUGCUGCAAGUGCUAAAUCUGGGUUGUCGUUGAAAUUCCUAUAUUUCUCCAAGUCCAGAGUUGCACCAAUGCAUCCAACUACCAUACCGAGAUUAGAGUUUUGGGGAACUGUGCUACUGUCAGAAUUAAUUACAGAGGUUAACUUAAAAGACUAA